AUGUCGUCCGCCGCUCCCACUCAGCCAGAAGACGCCCGCCCUCUGCCCGUCGACUUUGUCCUUGGCCCCAUCGUCAACCCUCCCACCCACAACGUCGCCAACCCCACCGCCCCGCACGUCGCCAACCCCACCGCCCCGCACGUCGCAAACCCCACCGCCCCGCACGUCGCCAACCCCGCCUCACUCUCCCUCGUGCCUGUCCCCCGCUGGCGGGAACUUGUGCCCGUGUUGCCCACUGCCUGGCCUGGCUGGACUUGCACUGACGGGUUCCAAGGAUGGCUUAGGGGCAUCUUUGAGGAUAUCGCGGGCCAAGAUAAGAGGGCCUACAACAAGUGGGUUGAUAACGAGUUCAGGAAGAUCGACUCUCUCCCAUUGCCUCUCGCACAAGCCAACGACAUGCGGAGCGCAGCCAAGAAGAAAAUAGAUGAUCACCGACGAAUUUCAUUCUGGGCUACGGCCAUCAUUCCGACAUUUGUCUUCAUGAACUCGAUUGUCGUGUGUCUCGUCGGAGGCUGGCCCCGCGGGACGCCCCUGGUCCUUACGGUCACCGAUGCAGCCCUCCUCGACUUGCUAGCGCUUCCCAAGAUCGGUCUACUCUACGCCCUCUCCUCGUCCAAUCCAAGGUCCGCCACAGCCGCCAUCAAAGCCUACCCCGAUGUCCCCUGCGCCGUCUCUCUCGAACCAUCAACCCAAGAAGGGCGAAGGCGAAACGACCUUAGGGUGCGAGGAGGAGGAGGCGCGCUUCGGAACGCCGAUUAUGACUUGAAGGUUUAUGGGCUGGAGGACAAGCACAUGUACGUUGAGCAGGGAGGGAAGCCGAGAGAGAUGGAGUGGCUGGAUUGGGUGCAGGGACGGAUCAUGGCGUGGUUGAGCAAGAGGGACGCGGAGGUUGUGGAGAAACAGCCGAGGAUCUAUGGGGGGCGUUCAGCCCCCUUGUUCUUUCUGCGGGUGGCCUGA
Molecule: messenger RNA, 957 nt
Organism: Cryptococcus wingfieldii CBS 7118
Lineage: Eukaryota; Fungi; Basidiomycota; Tremellomycetes; Tremellales; Cryptococcaceae
Exons: 4
Coding region: 1-957 (318 amino acids)
Source: RefSeq, a predicted model, not a curated record